GCGAGCUGGUAUGGCUGGUUUUCUAACCACCUGACCUGGACACUAUCGAUUGUACGGUGUGGUACGAGUAAUAGUACAUACUCCCCGCCGUGGAGUAGAGAUAAAGAGGAAAAAAUAUUUGUACUUCGGGUCGACGACUAAAACUGAUACGAACCGAACGCAACCUUCACGUUCACCGAUAGUCCUAUAAUGGCAUCAUCGUCGAAGAUACUCAGCAGAGCAUUCGGCGCUCUCAAAAAUGUCCAACCAGUUCGUUAUAAUAGCUACAAUGCAACUAGAAACAAUCUUCGGUUAACUGGUAACACCAAAGUCAUUUGCCAAGGGUUUACUGGAAAACAAGGCACUUUCCAUAGCAAACAAGCCAUUGAGUAUGGAACGAAUAUGGUUGGAGGCGUUUCCCCUGGAAAAGGUGGAAAGAAACAUCUCGAUCUUCCCGUCUUUAAUAGUGUAAAAGAAGCUAGAGAUGCUACUGGUUGUGAUGCAACUGUAAUUUAUGUACCACCACCAGGUGCUGCUAAAGCUAUUUUAGAAGCUAUUGAUGCAGAAAUUCCCCUUAUUGUUUGUAUUACUGAGGGCAUUCCACAGCAUGAUAUGGUCAAAGUUAAACAUAAGUUGUUGAGACAAAACAAAAGUCGUCUUGUUGGACCUAAUUGUCCUGGAAUUAUUGCACCAGAACAAUGUAAAAUUGGUAUAAUGCCGGGCCAUAUCCAUCAAAAAGGCCGUGUGGGUGUUGUUUCCCGUUCUGGAACUUUAACCUACGAAGCCGUUCAUCAAACCACCCAAGUAGGACUUGGCCAAACUCUUUGUGUUGGUAUCGGUGGCGAUCCAUUCAAUGGAACCGACUUCAUCGACUGCUUGGAAGUCUUCAUUAAUGACCCAGAAACAAAAGGCAUCAUCCUCAUUGGAGAAAUUGGUGGCGUUGCUGAAGAAAACGCCGCUGAAUAUCUCAUGAAAAAUAAUACGGGUCCCAACGCAAAACCAGUUGUUUCAUUUAUCGCUGGAUUAUCUGCCCCGCCCGGUAGAAGAAUGGGACACGCCGGUGCUAUUAUUUCUGGUGGUAAAGGUGGAGCCCAAGAUAAAAUUAACGCUUUAGAAAAGGCUGGUGUUAUUGUAACGAAGUCCCCAGCCGCGAUGGGUAACGAACUGUUAAAAGAAAUGCGACGUUUAGGUUUAGCGUAAUUUUCUCAAAAAUACGUCAAUAUUAAUUAAAGAAGCUUCUUUGAAUUGGUUCUUGCCCCCUUUUUUAAUCGACAACGCGAGUUAACGGGGCUUUAUGAGGGUGUGACCUUGUUACUAUAUAAAUAAUAAUAAAAUAAAUUAUUGUUUUAUCAAAUUGAA
Messenger RNA from Onthophagus taurus, 1338 nucleotides. It is a transcript of the gene Scsalpha1, whose product is annotated as Succinyl-coenzyme A synthetase alpha subunit 1. Gene Ontology annotation, molecular function: succinate-CoA ligase (GDP-forming) activity; succinate-CoA ligase (ADP-forming) activity. The record is from RefSeq and is a predicted model, not a curated record. NCBI's taxonomy places the organism in Eukaryota, Metazoa, Arthropoda, Insecta, Coleoptera, Scarabaeidae. Gene Ontology annotation, cellular component: mitochondrion; succinate-CoA ligase complex (ADP-forming). Gene Ontology annotation, biological process: tricarboxylic acid cycle.